Molecule: messenger RNA, 2397 nt
Organism: Lizanozyma spartinae
Lineage: Eukaryota; Fungi; Ascomycota; Pichiomycetes; Serinales; Debaryomycetaceae
Gene: CTN1
Product: carnitine O-acetyltransferase
Exons: 1
Coding region: 1-2397 (798 amino acids)
Biological process (GO): carnitine metabolic process
Cellular component (GO): mitochondrion
Molecular function (GO): carnitine O-acetyltransferase activity
Source: RefSeq, a predicted model, not a curated record
AUGCCCUCCACUUACGAAUUACAAAGUCAAUUGAAAAAACUACCAAUUCCCGAUCUUCGGGAGACUUGUGAGAAUUAUCUUAAAGUCUUGAAACCACUUCAAACGGAAAUGGAACACCUGAAGACCGUGGAAGCAGUGACGAAGUUUCUAAGUGAUGGUCAAGGGUAUUAUCUUGAUCAAGAACUUCGUAAAUAUGCUCAGAAUAGAAACUCAUACAUUGAACAAUUUUGGUAUGACGCCUAUUUAACUUAUGAUUCUCCUGUGGUGUUGAAUUUGAACCCCUUUUUCCUUUUAGAAGAUGACCCAUUCCACAAUGAAUCCAUGUCUGUGAACCCUCAAAUCAAGAGAGCUUCCCUGUUGGUGAUGUCUUCAUUGAAGUUUAUUCAAGCCUUGAAGAACGAAACUUUGGCUCCAGAUAUGCAACGGAAUGGUACACCUUUGUGUAUGUUCCAAUAUCAAAAGUUAUUUGGUGCUUCAAGAAUUCCAACGGAUGAUGGUUGUAUUAUGCAAAGCGAUCCCAAUUCCAACCAUAUCGUUGUGUUAUCAAAAUCACAAUUCUAUUGGUUUGAUGUAUUGGACUCUCAAAAUGAAAUCAUUUUGACAGAACCAGAAUUAAUGGUUAAUUUGACGUCAAUUAUUCUGGAUUCUCUCAAGACUCCUCAUCAUCAAGUGGCUAAAUCUUCAUUUGGGGUUUUAACCACUGAAAACAGACGGAUUUGGUCCAAAAUAAGAAACUCUUCGACUAUUCAGAAUAAUGCAAAUAAUAGCGAAGUAUUGCUGCUUAUAGAUUCUUCGUUGUUUGUGCUUUGUUUGGACGAUAUUAAGUUAACAAACUUAUCUGAUUUGGCCAAAAAUAUGCUUUGUGGAUUAUCCAUAUUGGAUAAAGGUAUUCAAGUUGGUACUUGUACAAACAGAUGGUAUGAUAAAUUACAAAUCAUUGUGACCCAAAAUGGUAAGGCUGGGAUUAAUUUUGAACAUACAGGUGUUGAUGGUCAUACUGUGCUUAGAUUUGUUUCUGACAUUUAUACGGAUUCUAUUUUAUCAUUUGCCCAACUGAUUAAUUCAAAUGCUCCAUCAUUAUGGAAGAAGGCAAAUGAAGGAAGUAACAAUGGCAGCAGAUCUGGUUCAAACUCUUCUUAUAUUGAUGAGAACUUGGUUACGAUUCCAAGAAAGUUGGAAUGGGAUUUGACUCCAGAUUUAUCACUUGCUUUACGUUUUGGUGAAACCAGAUUGUCUGAUUUAAUUAACCAGAAUGAAUUUAGACAUUUGGAAUUCAAAAACUAUGGUUCUUCAACCAUAAAAAAGAUGAAAUUCUCCCCAGAUGCCUUCGUUCAAAUGGCAUUCCAAGCAAGUUAUUAUGCGUUGUAUGGUAAGGUUGAAUGUACUUAUGAACCAGCUAUGACCAAACAAUUCUUCCAUGGUCGUACUGAGGCCAUUAGAACAGUUUCACAAGACUCCAACUUGUUCGUUAGAAAGUUCUUUGAUGCUAGUGUUCCUAAUAAGGACAAGUUGGCAUAUUUGGACAAUGCUUGUAAGGCACACACUGAACAAACUAAACGAAGUUUACAAGGUAAGGGUGUUGAUCGUCAUUUGUAUGCCUUGUUUUGUAUUUGGAAACGUUAUGUUGAUCAAACUUUAGAGGGAGAAGAUCAUGUUGCCCCACAACCUCAUCCUACCCAUAAACUUGACAGUAAGGAUGGAAGUGACGAUGAUGAGCAUGAAGAAGAAGAAGAACAUGUUGUGCAAUCAUUCCACGGGUUGGACUUGCACACUGGACCUAACGGUGCUUCCCAGAAGAAGACGACUGAAGAAGAUUCAAAGACUAGUUCAAGUGAAGUUACUAUUGGUAAUGAUGCUACUACUACCAAGACUCAAGAUGAUAACAGUAACCAAUCGUUCAUCACUUUACCUGAAAUCUUUGCUGACGGUGGUUGGGAUAAGUUGAACACUACCAUUAUCUCCACUUCCAAUUGCGGUAACCCAUCACUUCGUCUAUUCGGGUUUGGACCAGUUUCUGCUAAUGGGUUUGGGAUUGGUUAUAUCAUUAAAGAUGAUCUGAUUCUGAUUUGUGUAUCUUCUAAGCACAGACAAACCCAAAGAUUCCUCACUACAUUGGAGUCUUAUAUGAAUGAGAUUUACCGGAUUUGGAAGGAUGUUAAUGCUUCACCAAAAACUCAAUCAACUACUGUUGCUCCUAUUGAUAUUCAAACGUCCAUUGCGCAGCCAAUUCCAAAGAGUGAUUUGUCCACUUUACUCGGUGGAUACGGGUACUUUGAUAUGGGAGAAAACGAUAUCAAAUCCAGAGGUCCAUCACCAGAACCUCCGUUCUUACAUAAAAGUCAAUCUGGGUUCAGUCUCAGGGAAAUCGGUAAGAAGUUACGGUUAUCAGAAUAUUGA